Molecule: messenger RNA, 4771 nt
Organism: Lactuca sativa (garden lettuce)
Lineage: Eukaryota; Viridiplantae; Streptophyta; Magnoliopsida; Asterales; Asteraceae
Source: RefSeq, a predicted model, not a curated record
CCUACCAAACACACAACACAUACCCCAACCUCCUUUUUGGAACAAAACCAUUCUCUAGGGUUUUCACAGAACUCUUUUUUCAUAAUAAUAAUCCCCCAUUUCUUGAUUAUCCUUAUGCACAACAUAAUCGUGUUAUGCAUUUACUUCAUCUAAUUUGGAUUGUUAAAGCGGGAUUUUGAGGUGGUUUUGUUUCAAUUUUGCACUUCUCCGAUGCAAUUGAUGUAAUGACACAUCAUCUUCAACGAUUUGGCAAUGGUGAGGCAUAUCUGCUCGAGAAGCGUAAUGUUUUGGUUCUUGGUGGUGGUAUCGAUAACCACCUUGUUCAGUUCGGGAUUGGGUUUGGAUGAUUUGGAAGGUUAUGAUAGUGAUUUGGGAGGGAAGUUUAUAAACCUGUUUCAUCAAGACUACUCGCCGCCGGCUCCGCCGCCACCACCGCCGCACCCACCGUCGGCAUCAUGUGAGUUUGAUCUUGGCGGGGUUGGGUCGUUAGAUACUACUUGUGAGGUAGUUACUAGUUUGAAUUUAACUCAGAAUAUGUAUAUAGCAGGGAAGGGAAAUUUUUUCAUCCUCCCCAAUGUGACUGUGAGUUGUACGGUUUUCCCAGGGUGCGAAAUUGGUAUAAAUGUUACAGGUGACUUUAGUUUAGGUGAAAACGCACGAAUUAUCGCCGGAACGUUUGAGCUCGAGGCUGGGAAUGCAAGUUUUGCGGAAGGCUCCCUUGUGAACACCACUGCUUUAGCUGGUAAUCCCCCGGAGCAAACUAGUGGGACACCUCAUGGGAUUGACGGAGCUGGUGGUGGUUAUGGUGGAAGAGGUGCCGCUUGUUUAUUAAAUGAAAAAAAGCUUCCGGAUGAUGUUUGGGGAGGCGAUGCAUAUUCAUGGUCGACCUUACAGAAGCCAUGGAGCUACGGAAGUAAAGGUGGGACUACGAGUCUGGAUGUGGAUUAUGGUGGUGGUGGUGGUGGGAGGAUAAAACUUGUGGUUAAGAGUCUUCUUGAGAUGAAUGGUAGUUUAUUAGCUGAAGGUGGAGAUGGUGGUACCCAGGGUGGAGGUGGUUCAGGUGGCAGCAUCUACCUCAAGGCUUAUAAGAUGACUGGAAAUGGUUAUAUAAGUGGUUCUGGAGGUGAUGGUUUUGGUGGUGGAGGUGGAGGAAGAAUUUCUACAGACAUUUUUAGCAGACAUGAAGAACCUAAAAUCAUUGUCCAUGGUGGUAAUAGUCUAGGAUGCCCUUCAAACGCAGGUGCUGCAGGCACUUUUUAUGAUGCUGUAACACGUAGCCUUACAGUUGAUAAUUUCAACAUGACAACUGACACUGACACACUUCUAAUGGAGGUUCCAUAUCAGCCUCUUAUGACAAAUAUUUUUAUUCGAAGUUUUGCUAAGGUUUCUGUUCCCUUGCUAUGGAGUCGUGUCCAGGUUCAAGGCCAAAUUAGUGUCCUGGAUGGAGGUAUCUUGAGUUUUGGGUUAGCUCAUUAUGCUUUAUCAGAAUUUGAGGUUCUUGCAGAAGAGCUUCUAAUGAGUGAUUCUGUAAUCAAGGUUUAUGGUGCUCUACGUAUGACUGUAAAGAUGUUCUUGAUGUGGAAUUCACAAUUGCUUAUUGAUGUUGAAGGUGACCAGAAUGUGCAGAAUUCAUUUCUUGAGGGUAGCAAUCUUAUUGUUCUCAAGGAAUCUUCUACCAUACGUUCAAAUGCUAAUCUUGGGGUACAUGGCCAAGGUUUAUUAAACUUGUCAGGCCCAGGUGACUGUAUUGAAGCACAACGUUUGGUUCUGUCCCUGUUUUAUAGUGUCAAUGUGGGCCCCGGAUCAGUCUUACGCGGGCCCUUGGAAAAUGUUACAGCUAAUGCUGUGACACCGAAGCCGAUUUGUGACUCUCAAGAAUGUCCAUAUGAGUUGCUGAAUCCACCUGAUGACUGCAAUGUCAAUGCUUCUUUGUCCUUUACUCUUCAGUUAUGUCGUGUUGAAGAUAUCCUGGUUGAAGGCCUUAUAAAAGGGUCUGUUGUGAACUUCCAUAGGGCAAGAACUGUUACAGUUGAAUCUAGUGGGACAAUUAGCACCUCAAAGAUGGGUUGCAAAGGUGGUAUUGGGAGGGGGAAAGUGUUGAAUGUCGGAAUUGGGAGUGGGGGUGGUUAUGGUGGUUAUGGUGGGUAUGGUUGUUAUAAUGACACCUGCAUUGAUGGUGGUAGGCCAUAUGGGGAUGCUGAUUUGCCUUGUUGGAUGGGUAGUGGUGGCGGGAAUGAUGUCAUCAGCGGGUCAACAGCUGGUGGUGGUGUUCUCGUGAUCGGUUCUUCAGCUAAUCCGUUGCCAAGUUUGUAUGUUAAUGGUGUAGUAGGAUCUGAUGGAGGAAGUUAUGAAGAAAACAUUUUCAAGAAAUACGAUUGGAUAGGAGGAUCAGAUUCAGGGGGAGGAUCAGGAGGAACGAUUCUUGUGUUCUUGAAUGAUCUGUUUGUUGAUGAGUCUGGAGUUGUUACAAGUGAUGGAGGUGAAGGUAGUCCAAACGGGAGUGGUGGUGGUGGUGGUGGAAGGAUUCAUUUUCAUUGGUCACACAUACCAACCGGAGAUGUAUAUCAACCUGUUGCUAACAUCAAAGGAAGCAUCUCCACUCGAGGUGGAUUGAGUGGAAAUGAAGUUGGUGCUGGAGGAAUUGGAACAGUCACUGGAAAAUCUUGUCCAAAAGGGCUUUUUGGUACUUUCUGCGAGGAAUGCCCUGUUGGCACUUAUAAGAAUGUUACAGGAUCUGAUAAGGAGUUAUGUUUGGAGUGCCCUGCUAAUGAGCUUCCCCAUCGUGCAUUCUAUAUAUAUGUCCGAGGUGGUUCUGCUGAAACUCCAUGUCCUUACAAAUGCAUUUCAGACAAAUACCACAUGCCAAAUUGUUACACUGCUCUUGAAGAACUAAUGGAGACAUUUGGUGGGCCAUGGGUAUUCAGCCUUCUUCUUUUGGGUCUUCUUAUCCUGUUGGCACUUGUGCUUAGUGUUGCAAGAAUGAAAUUCAUGGGGUUUGAUGACUCACCAGGCCAUGCACCAACUCAACAAGGAUCUCAGAUGGAUCACUCCUUUCCUUUCUUGGAAUCGCUCAAUGAGGUUUUGGAAACAAACAGAGUGGAGGAGUCUCAAGGGCAUGUGCAUAGGAUGUACUUUAUGGGAGGAAACACUUUCAGGGAACCAUGGCAUCUUCCUCAUACACCUCCUAAACAAGUGAUGGAUAUUGUGUAUGAGGGUGCAUUUAAUAGAUUUGUUGAAGAUAUUAAUGCUUUAGCCACGUAUCCAUGGUGGGAGGGAUCAAUAUACCGUAUUCUUUUUUUCCUUGCUUACCCUCUUGCAUGGUCAUGGCAACAAUGGAGGCAAAAAUUAAAGCUACAGAGACUGCGUGAGUUUGUUAGGUCUGAAUACGACCAUGCAUGCUUACGUUCAUGUCGAUCACGUGCUCUCUAUGAAGGUCUUAAGGUGGCUGCAACAUCUGAUUUGAUGCUAGCUUAUGUGGACUUUUUUCUUGGUGGUGAUGAAAAAAGAAGCGAUCUUCCUCCACACCUUCAUCAAAGAUUCCCGUUGUCUCUUUUAUUUGGAGGUGAUGGAAGUUACAUGGCUCCGUUUUCACUUCACAGUGACAAUGUCAUUACAAGUCUCAUGAAUCAGUGUAUUCCUCCUACUAGUUGGUAUCGAUUUGUGGCUGGUUUAAACGCACAAUUACGGUUGGUGCGUAGCGGUCGACUCAAAGUAACAUUUCGGGCGGUUGUGAUAUGGAUUGAAACUUGCGUGAAUCCAACUUUUGGGGUUUAUGGUGUACGCGUUGACCUUGCUUCGUUUAAAGCUACAAGUGGUGACAGUUUUCAAUAUGGGCUUGUGGUAUCCGCUGUACAGGCCCAGGACCAACCCCAACUGGAUCAUAGUCAUAUCGAAGAAGAUGAAGAUUCAGAAAUGAAGGUGGAUGAUAAUAAGAAACAGACCAAGAGUUACGGUAGGGUUUUAGACAUCAACAGUUUGAAAACACUCGAGGAAAAGAGGGAUGUAUUGUUUCCACUCUCCUUUAUUAUAUACAACACCAAACCUGUUGGCCACCAGGAUGUAGUGGGAUUGGUGAUAUCGGUGAUACUGCUAGGAGACUUUAGUCUGGUUUUGCUUACAUUGCUUCAGUUAUUUUCAUAUUCAUUAACAAACGUGUUAUUGGUUGUAAUGAUUUUGCCACUUGGGAUUUUGCUUCCUUUUCCUGCUGGCAUCAAUGCUCUGUUUAGUCAAGGCCCCAGGCGAUCUGCUGGGCUGGCCCGUAUAUAUGCUCUCUGGAACAUAACAUCCUUGGUCAACGUCGUGGUUGCUUUUAUCUGUGGUUAUGCUCAUUAUAUGAAUCAGUCCGCUAAAACCCCUUCAGAUGUUCACCCGUGGACCAUGGAGGAAAGCGAGUGGUGGAUAUUUCCGGUUGCAUUAGUAUUGUGUAAAUGGAUUCAGUCGCUGUUUAUAAAUUGGCAUAUUGCAAAUUUGGAGAUUCAAGAUCGCUCUUUAUAUAGUGCUGACAUGGCAGGCUUUUGGCAAACAUCAUGAUAGACUAGUCACUAGACAAAAGUGUUGAUUAUCAACAUUUUCAUUUUUUGUUUUUGUUUUUUGUUUUGGGGUAUUGGUUUUCUAUUCGUUGUAGGGUGGGUAGGUAGGUAGGUGGGCCAUGGCAUAAUAGAUAAAAUUGGAAUUUAGGUAGAGGCAGGGUAAAACAAGGCUGGGAGUUUAUCCUUUUGUUGUAUAUAAAUAAUGAUAUAUCAUAUGCCAAUACAAUACGGUUUUGGAUUUU